GUUUUUUCCUCCCUUCACUUGGAUCUGCCGGCAUAACCACCUGGGUCAUCACUCCCUAAUGAUGUUUGGGAAAGUGAUCUGGCUUCAGAUAUGCCUUUGAGACUGUGCCUGCAAUGUGGAGCCAUCAGUGUGACAGAAUGAGCAUUGGCUACCAAAUGGCUCUCUUGAAUAGACGAUUUGGUUUAUCUUUAACCCAUGUAAGCAGUGCUGUGAUCCAACGACAGUUCAGCAUCACUGGAGCAUGCCAAGCAAUACAAAAACUAACCCGCGUGCGAGUGGUGGACAACAGCACCUUGGGGAACACGCCGUACCACCGUCCACCAAAAUGUAUCCAUGUAUAUAACAAGACUGGAGUUGGCAAAGUCGGAGACAAGAUCCUUCUGGCUAUCAAAGGAGAAAAGAAGAAGGCUUUAAUUGUAGGGCACAAGAUGCCUGGCCCCACCAUGACACCUAGAUUUGAUUCCAACAAUGUGGUACUCAUAGAAGAUAAUGGAAAUCCAAUAGGGACUAGAAUAAAAACACCAAUACCGUAUACACUGCGAAGAAGAGAAGGCGAGUUCUCCAAAGUAUUGGCCAUUGCCCGCAACUUUGUAUGAAUGCUAAGAGAGGCCUUCAGCAAUCCUUUCAUACAGUAUCUGUUCCUUGGUCCUUUUCCAGGAAAAAGCUGAUGUUCAUCAAGAAUCUCUCCUCCCUUUUAAUUUCAAGCAACUGAUUUAAAUAUUGAAAUAGUUUCUUUUUUUUCAAAAGAAGGUUAAUUUAUUUCACAGAAUAUCUGCAGUAUGUUUGGGAAAUGGUCCUUCACCCUUAUUCCUCCUGUGGUGUUAAUCUGGUCUGUCAUCAUUAAAAU
Cinclus cinclus is the source of this 847-nucleotide messenger RNA. It is a transcript of the gene MRPL14, whose product is annotated as mitochondrial ribosomal protein L14. The transcript has 3 exons. Gene Ontology annotation, cellular component: mitochondrion; ribosome. The coding region runs from base 114 to 596 and encodes 160 amino acids. Gene Ontology annotation, biological process: translation. Gene Ontology annotation, molecular function: structural constituent of ribosome. The record is from RefSeq and is a predicted model, not a curated record. Lineage: Eukaryota; Metazoa; Chordata; Aves; Passeriformes; Cinclidae.